UAUCACAAAAAUUCAUCAAAAAAUCUAGGUGACAUUCGAAAUUCCUUACAUCAACAUUUGUGUAUAUAUAUACACACAUGGUGUAGCUGGUCCAUUCUCCCAUUAGUCAUGAUGGAUCAUGGAUGGUAUCAAAGAAUUGAAUAGUGUGAAGUGCUUGAGAGAAUUUUAAUAGCGGAGCUGAGUGCCAAAUCAUUCAAAAGAAUAAAACUAUUAGGGAGAAUUAUUAUUGUUUCUGAUGUUAUAAUUCUUAUAACAAUUAUGGACAGGAUUUGGAAAAGCAACAUUGAAAUCGCUCCCAAUUGCCCCAGGUGUGCCUCUACCCAUACAAAGUUUUGUUACUACAACAACUACAGCCUCUCACAGCCCAGGUACUUCUGCAAAGGCUGCCGGAGGUAUUGGACCAAGGGCGGCUCCCUCCGCAACGUCCCCGUCGGCGGUGGCUGCCGGAAGGGCCGUCCCUCGUCUAGACCCGCCUCUCGGCUGGAAGUCGAGCGACCGCCUUAUCGUUCUCCAAUCGCGACGUCACCGUCCGAUGCCCUUCACUUCCCCGGCGAGUCAACUCGCGCUGACCAUUCUGGAAGUGGUCAACGAGCUUUUCUUCCUGCUCCCAUGUUUAUGGAGCAGGGAGAAGGAAGCCUUAAUCAAGAAGCUUUUAUCAACGGCGGCCAAGAACGCGUUUUUGGAGUGGAUGGGUGUGACCAGAAUGAGCUUCACGACGAGUUGCAGGCUCUAUUGCUCGGCGAGGACGGUGGUCAAUGGUCAACUACGCCAGAAGAGACGCCGGAUAUGGAGUGGCAGCCGCCUAUCAUGAUGAUGAUGCAGCCGCAGCAAGCUCAAGAUGAUUUGGGGACAUUUGUCGGAAGUGGCGUUGACUAUUGGACGGGAAUUGGAGGGUCCACGUGUCUGGCGGCGGCGGCGGUGGUUAAUAACGAUGAUGUUUGGGGGUUUUAUGAUUUGUCGUCCGGUUCUGAAAAUUUCGUGUGGCCUUGACCCCAGCCCCAUCGGGCCAGUUAAUUUGGAAGGUCAGGAUGUCCUUAAUAGUUAAUACUACGUGCCCGGAUCGAAAAUAAUUCAAAUAAUUUUUUUUUUGAUUUUAUACUAGUUCUGUACCUGUGUAUUCGCACUGGUUGUAACUGUUUUGUAUGUAGAUGAUAAUUGAUUAUAAAUUAGUUUUUUUACGUAUAAGACAAAGUCUUUCAAUGUUUAAAACAAAAAAUAUGGCAUGAUCACAC
Messenger RNA from Cuscuta europaea, 1232 nucleotides. The record is from the annotation of a GenBank genome assembly. NCBI's taxonomy places the organism in Eukaryota, Viridiplantae, Streptophyta, Magnoliopsida, Solanales, Convolvulaceae.